CUUCUUCCUCUCACUUUCUUUCACCAUGGCUUUCCCUUUACUUUUCCUCCUCUUCCUCUCCAUUCCCUUCUCACAAUCCGCCAAUCUAUCCCUCGAUUACUACAACAAAACAUGCCCAGACUUGGACAGAAUCAUACGCGAAGCAGUCACCACCAAACAAAUCUCCAACCCCACCACCGCCGCAGGCAUCCUCCGUGCCUUCUUCCACGAUUGUGUGGUUGACGGCUGCGACGCCUCCGUCCUCAUCUCCUCUAAUUCCUUCAACAAGGCCGAGCGCGACGCUGAUCUCAACCUCUCCCUUUCAGGUGAUGCGUUUGAUCUCAUUGUUCGAGUGAAGACCGCCCUCGAGCUUGCUUGCCCCGGCAUCGUCUCGUGCGCCGACAUCCUUGCUCAAGCUACACGCGACCUUGUCACCAUGGUCGGCGGCCCUUACUACAAAGUCCUUCUGGGGCGGAAAGAUGGCCUUGAGUCGAAAGCAGAACGUGUAGAAGGAAACAUUCCAAGACCGACCAUGUCCAUUAACCAAAUCAUCAAAAUGUUCAUGUCAAAAGGGUUUACAGUACAAGAAAUGGUUGCUCUAACGGGAUCACACACCAUUGGAUUCAGUCACUGCAAGGAAUUCUCCGACAGGAUUUUCCAUUACAACGAGACCCUGCCGACCGACCCGGAAAUGUAUUCAAAGUUUGCAGAGGCGUUGAAGAAGACUUGUGCAAACUACACCAAAGACAACUCGAUGUCUGCUUUCAACGACGUGAUGACACCUGGCAAGUUCGACAACAUGUACUUCCAGAAUCUUCAGAGGGGAUUGGGGCUCCUGGCUUCCGACCAUGCACUUGUUAAGCACCGUAAGACGAAGCCAAUCGUCGAUUUGUAUGCUUCGAACCAAACGGCCUUCUUUGAGGAAUUUUCACAAGCCAUGGAGAAGCUUAGCGUUUAUGGUGUCAAGACCGAUCUGGAGGGAGAGGUGAGGCGCAAGUGCGACGCGUUCAACACUCUCAAGACAUAGAAAUUGUGUUCUUGUUUCGAUAAUUUAAUUCAU
Molecule: messenger RNA, 1039 nt
Organism: Corylus avellana
Lineage: Eukaryota; Viridiplantae; Streptophyta; Magnoliopsida; Fagales; Betulaceae
Product: peroxidase 65-like
Biological process (GO): response to oxidative stress; hydrogen peroxide catabolic process
Molecular function (GO): heme binding; peroxidase activity
Source: RefSeq, a predicted model, not a curated record